Molecule: messenger RNA, 2334 nt
Organism: Symphalangus syndactylus (siamang)
Lineage: Eukaryota; Metazoa; Chordata; Mammalia; Primates; Hylobatidae
Gene: ARLN
Product: allregulin
Source: RefSeq, a predicted model, not a curated record
AUGACCAGUCUAAUAAAUAGCCACAUUAACAGGAGGCCAUUACAGAAUGUAGAGGGAAAUAAUAGGUGCCAAAGGCAGGCAAAAAACUAUGGAAACAAAUACUUCAUCCACUGCCUUGAUCUUGAGAAAAUAACCCUCUCUCCAAGAAGAAAACAUGACACAGAAGGUGGAGACAAGUCAAAUGUGAAGUUUUCACAAUUGGUAUGCGGAAGCCGCGCUUCAUGCCCGCGGUCACGGAGGCAGCGGAAAGCCGAGCCAGGCGCCUGCGCGCUGGGGAGAGUAGGGUCAGAGUGCAUUCCGGAACCCGGGGCGCGGCGGACUGCGCAGGCGGCCGGACUCCCCUCAGUUUCCGGUGCGGCGAACACCAAAGUCCGGGAACUUAAGCAUUUUCGGUUUCUAGGGUUGUUACGAAGCUGCAGGAGCGAGAUGGAGGUGGACGCACCGGGUGUUGAUGGUCGAGAUGGUCUCCGGGAGCGGCGAGGCUUGAGCGAGGGAGGGAGGCAGAACCUCGAUGUGAGGCCUCAGUCUGGGGCAAAUGGGCUUCCCAAACACUCCUACUGGUUGGACCUCUGGCUUUUCAUCCUUUUCGAUGUGGUGGUGUUUCUCUUUGUGUAUUUUUUGCCAUGACUUGUUCGCUGAUACCUAAAUUAAGAAGUUGGUUCUUGAGUGAAUUCUGAAAAUGGCUACAAACUUCUUGAAUAAAGAAGACAGGACUCUCAAUAGAAGAAUUUCACAUCUCCAAGGGACCCUUCCUUUCAUUUUACACUUUGUUACUAAUUUGCAGAACUCUAUUAAAUGGGUAGGAUUUCACCCAUUCCUAGCUAAGUUCUUAAAAUUAAACCCUUUGGUUCGUGUUUAAAAACUUUCAAACAUCUGAUGGCUUUACAGGGGCUGAAUAUAAAAGCAUUUGUACUUAAAGGUCUUGUGUAUUCAUUAAGAAAUAUAGUAAUGACUUUUAAUGUUUUAAGAGUUGAUCAGGAUUUACUAUGAUGCAAGUAAUAGGAUGGUUAAUAAGGGAAGGUUUUUAUGAAUUCAAAAGUCAAUUAUUCAAAAGCAGGGAAAGAUUUUGAGAGAGGGAACAAAGUAUUCUUAGAUUGCAUAGAAGCUAAGUUCCAGUUUUAAUUUUUAGGUUUAGUUGGACUCUGUUAUGGAAAGAUAGGUUAUGGGUGGGUGACAGGUUGAUACAGUCUUAGAAAAAGCAGGUAAUAUCAAAGUAUUGGAAAGCUAGCAUGCAUGCCCUCUUACCUGGGUAUCUUCCCCCUUUUUUCCUUUUAAACUCUUGAGCCUCCUAUAGUGAAGGAUUAUGUGUUUCAAACCUAUUUUUUAUUACUGUUUCAUUAAGUAUGCUUGUGCCCAAAACAUUUAUUUGUAUAAUAUCUGUAACUUGCUUAAAUACUUCAGCAAAGUCAGCAUAUUUACUCAUUCAACAAAUAUUUGAACCAGGCAUUAUUUUAGACACAGCAGUGAACAAAACAAAAAGGCAUUCUUGCCUUCAUGGAGCUUACAUUCUUACUGUUAUUUAAAUCUAAAUGUUAUAAAACAAGAAUUUAUAUUCUGGGGUUGAUCAGCUAGUAUUUAAUCAAAAAGGCCACACUCCCAUAGCAGCUACUCUAAGCUGUAGUAGCUAAUAAAAAAUAUUACUGUUGACCGGGCGCAGUGGCUCACGCCUAUAAUCCCAGCACUUUGGGAGGCCAAGGGCAGUGGAUCACUUGAGGUCAAGAGUUGUGAGACCAGCCUGGCCAACCUGGUGAAACCCUGUCUGUAUUAAAAAAUACCAAAAAAUUAGCUGGGCAUGUUGGCAUGCACCUGUAGUCCCAGCUACUCGGGAGGCUGAGGCACGAGAAUUGCUUGAAUCCGGGAAGUGUAGGUUGCAGUGAGCCAAGAUGGGGCCACUGCACUCUAACCUGGGCAACAGAGACCCUGUCUCAAAAAGAAAAUAUUCCUGUUAGCCCUAAAGGCUUUACAUGAGGAAUGGUAGAAGUGGUCUUUUGUUUAAAUUAGGUGCAUUCAUUAUAUCUGAAUUGUCUUAAAUAUUUUGAGGACAUUCCCUCCCCUUUUAAACAGGGCAUAAGAUCUGGUAAACUCUGUAUCUUCCUACCUUUCAAAAUCGUUCUUAGGGUUAGUCAAGUCUGGAAUAUAAUUGCUGACUAUACAGUUAGCAAUUAUGCUUUUAAGGUGUUGUCACAUCAACCUAAAGAGAACCAUCUAUGGAAGGUAUGGUUGAAACAUCUGUAGGAACACAGAACUGGGAUUUCACUGAGUUUACCAAAUCAGCUGUGUGAACUGUUUCUGCAGUGCUUGCUAAUUGUUUCAUCUAAUAAAUGUUUACUUAUA